AUGAUCAUACACGGAAUGAAGAAUUCGCUGAAAAAUAUAACUCUUGCAUUUCUUACAUUAGAGUUUCCAGGAAUUGUUCAUUUAGACGAAAAUAAAGAGAAGUUUGUUAAUAAAGGAUUUUUAUCAAGGGUAGUUCUCGUUCUUGUCGAAUAUCUCGGAUUCAACUAUGAUAUUAAAAAAGGAAACUGGAGUGAUAUUGGAUAUUUUUUCAAAAAUAAAUCAGUUGACAUUGCUGUACCGAAGAGUCAAACUUUUCAAAGUUAUAAAUACAUGGAUUUUUCGAAUAUUAUUACUGUAGAUCCGGUAAAAUUCAUUAUUGGUAAACCUGCAGAACUAUCAAAAUUAACUGCAGUAAUUCGUCCGUUUUCUUUUCAGAUGUGGUUAUUAACGUUUUUCGCACUUUUCAUCUCUGUAAUUUUCUUUACAAUUAUAUUUCGAAAAGAUGAAGAACUGCAUAACAGAAAACAUUCAAAAGCAUACGAUAUUGCUUGGGCGUUAUUUGGAUCAUUUUGUGAUCAAGGAAAUCGGUUAUUUUUACCUUCUGGCAACAGCUGCAGAAUGAUUGUCUGGGGAUGGUUGUUUGGAAUAUUUAUUCUUACUGCUAGUUAUAGCGGUGCAUUAAUGUCUUUCAUUACAUUUCCUGGUCGAGAAAAUGCUCCAAGAACGUUUACUGAAUUAAUGAAAGCUGCAGAAAAUGGGGAAUAUAUCAUAAGCAUUGAUCCUCGAUCUACAGCUUAUGGAGUCAUUCUUCGAUCAACUCAGGGCACAGGCCUAGUCUUGAAAAAAUCAAUCGAAUCAAAUAAAUUUACAUAUCCCCAUUUCGACGAAAAGUUUGGUAUUAGAAUGAUGACAGAAAAAGUUGGUUAUAUAACGUAUGGUAUUCUCAUUAAAUUAAAACUCAGUUCUUUGGGAAUUGAAAAUUUUCUGAUAUCUACAGAUCAACUAUAUGCUAAUAGCCUUGGAUUUGGUAUAGCCAAGAAAUUUCCAUACAGGAGAGACAUCGACAAAGUAAUUUUACGCAUAUUUGAAACCGGAAUUAUCAGGAAGUUCGAGAAUGAUGAAGCGUUACAGACAUGGAAAAAACCCAGAAGACUGGACAGCCUGUCUGAACGAUGCGCGAACCCACGAACGAACUCGUGUAAAGGUUACGAAGACAGCAUGGCCACUGGUGUGCCUCACGGUCAGUCUCAAUCCUGUUGGUGUAUUGUGGAUCUACUGAAACAACGAUUAAAGUAA
Molecule: messenger RNA, 1236 nt
Organism: Centruroides sculpturatus (bark scorpion)
Lineage: Eukaryota; Metazoa; Arthropoda; Arachnida; Scorpiones; Buthidae
Product: ionotropic receptor 93a-like
Exons: 10
Coding region: 1-1236 (411 amino acids)
Cellular component (GO): membrane
Molecular function (GO): ligand-gated monoatomic ion channel activity
Source: RefSeq, a predicted model, not a curated record